AUGGCUUUUGGUUCUCCGGGACCCCUGCCCUUGCGGCUUUGUGUUUGUGUCGGUGUUGUCUUGGGCAUCUUCAAUGACCGACUGGAGCAUGACCAUUUCCGUGGCAUACCACCCGGGCGUCCGCAUCCCCCCAGCGACAGAAAGCCAGUUGACGACUUCUUCGAGGAACUUGGCCUGGCGCGACCCAAUUGCGAGAGCAGCUGCGACUGCAGCUUACGGGCCGGCUGCACAUGCAAGAUCGUCUUUUGGCGAGACCAAAGGUUUAUUGACAGCAUUCACCUAAAACGCUGCAACUUGACAGGCCGACGGAUACACUCUAAUUCCACUGUGUUGCAGCUGAAAUUCCUACAGAGCUUGAGCAUUCGUGGAAGCGGACUUGAAGGGUCGGUGCCCACAGGCUUUUCAACGGUUGCUGAGCUGGAUCUGUUUGGAAACGAGCUGACCGGCGACAUUUCCGUCCUGAAGGACUUGCCCAGAGGCUUGAAGCGAAUAGUUUUAUCCAGCAACAGGCUUGUUGGAACUAUCCCGGAGCAUCUGCCUUUCAAUCACCUGAAGGAGCUGCGCUUGGCCAACAAUGCCCUGACAGGUGGAAUCCCUGCGAAGCUUUUUGCGGCAGCAAGAUUGGAGAUCCUCUCACUGGCCAACAACAAACUCAGUGGAGCAAUUCCUGACAUUUCCUCCCCGGUAGGGCCUUUGGGAGAGCUUUACUUGGAAGGAAACCAGCUCCUGGGCGAGAUCCCAAGCAGUAUCGCGAAACUGAACGAGUUGCGGGUUCUGCGCCUGGAGCACAACGCUCUGGAAGGGAAGAUCCCAGAGGAGCUGUCAAGCCUGCUGAGCUUAAAACAGCUUCGGCUCAAUGGCAACAAGCUCCGAGGACCAAUCCCGGAAGGUCUCGGCAAGCUGCGGAACCUCACGGUCCUCCAGCUGAACGAUUUGGCUUUGGACUGUCCGAUUCCCGAAUCCUUGGGCAGUUUGACCGAGUUGAUAGUGCUGGAUCUGUCGAACAGCAACCUCAAGGGGGCCAUUCCAGCUCAAUUCGCACAACUAACCAAGAUGGAGAGUCUUUCCUUGAUGAACAAUGACUUGUGGGGUAGAUUGCCUCCACUCAACAUGCCUGAGCUGAGGGUUGCCCUCUUGGGCCGGAACCACUUUUCUGGACCUUUACCUACAGCUUUUUGUGAGAUGCAGCAGUUGCUGAGCCUCAGUCUCCAUUGGAACAACCUGAAUGGAGCCCUCCCGCACUGCUUGGGACAUGUCACCAACCUGACAGAUCUUUUCCUGGCCCACAAUGAGUUCGACGGAGAAGUCCCAACAAGUUUUUCCAAUCUGGAUCAGCUAGAGGUGAUUACGCUUCACAGCAACCACUUCGGCGGCACCAUUCCAGAGCUGACCCAAAGCAGCCUCACAAUCGCAACCUUUCAUGACAACGACUUUGCGGGUAACAUACCGGCAUUCAACCUUUCGGCCUCUUGCAGCAACAGCCCGUGGUAUAGACUGCAUGGUAUGGACUGCUUGAUGCUAGAAGCGGCCAUGGAGCGAGAAGAUGUCAGGGACUGUGGGGAACUGCAGUCGAUCUUCAAAAUCGAAAUUUCCGGGCUUCUGCAGCAGUGCCCGAAAACUUGUAAUACUUGCAAUGUCAAUGGACUGCAGGCCAAAGCCACACUGCACGGGAAUCGACUUGCUGGUUCGAUCCCUCGGUCCAUCAAUAGUUCCAGAAUCCAAACCACAGCUCUCAUGGGGAAUUUGCUUGGUGACGGUGAGCCUCUUGAUGCGAAUUGGCUGCCACCGGAGGACCCUCGUUUGUGUUGGGACGGUGUUGAUGUUUUUUGUUGCUGUUUCGUUUAG
This is a messenger RNA of Symbiodinium necroappetens, 1845 nucleotides long. The record is from the annotation of a GenBank genome assembly. Lineage: Eukaryota; Dinophyceae; Suessiales; Symbiodiniaceae.